GCGGGCCUGGGGCUGCCGUGCCGGGGCUCUGGGAGCUGCUGCCGGCAAGGAGCCGGAGCGGGGCUGCUCUCCGAGGGAAGGCGAGGGGCUACAGCGCAGCCCGCGGCACCAGAAGCAAGGCAGCGACAGCAGGCUGUGGCGGAGCGUGAGGCGAGGCGGGAUUUGGAUGGAGUCUCAGUACCUGAAGGAAUGCCUGGGAAGUUGCUUGAAGAAAGGACUGGCAGAGGUUGUAGAGCAUCGGCCAGCAGAUCCAAUAGAGUAUCUUGCACACUGGAUUUACAAUUACAGAAGAACCUUAGAUGAAGAAAAAAAGAGAAUACUGGAGAGAGCUGAGCUGGAACAAGAACGGGAGGCAGCCCUAGCAGAACUUGAAAGGUUAAAAAUCCAGGAAGAAGAACAGCGGAAACUUGAAGAACAACAGGCUCAGUUGGAGAAAGAACGUGCAGAGUUGGAAGCACAGAAAAAGGAAGCUGAAAUGCAGUUGCAGCAGGAAGAUCAAGAGGAAAAUGAAAAGACAAUAGCUGAAGUUACAGAUAGACCUGAGGAGCCAGAUGAGACUGAACCAAGUCAAACAGACCUCCCAACAGUAACAGAAGAAGAAGAAGAAGAAGAAGAGGAGGAGGAGGAAGAAGAAGAAGAAGAAGAAGAAAAUUAGAACUGACCUGAGAGCACAUUGUAGCUGGCAUGGCUGACUUUCACAGGAAGAAAACUGCAGCUGAAGUGAAAGCAGCAAAUAUAUUUUCUACUUAUUGAAGUAACCAUAAUAAAUAAAAAUAUAACUGAAGCGUCAAUAUGAUUUGAGGAUAGAUGCCACAAUAUGAUAAUUUGAAUCAAUAUGAAAAGAAUAAAAUAUUACUGAAAAUUAUUUUACAAGAAUAUGAAUGAUUUCUGACAGAAAAAAAGGGAAUGCUCUGCAGAUUAAAAGAUGGAGAGAGUAUUCUGGACUUCAAACUUGGCGCAAAAAUCCAAUCAGAUUUCCCAAAUGUAUUUGAAAGAGGUAAAUUUAACUCUGAUUCAGUAUAUACUAGAAGAUCUUGUCUCCUAGAAGGCAUGAGGUGAUCUAGGUUUAAUUAUUGGAUAAAUAUAUUUAUUGUUGUAUUUAUUAUUAGAACCUUUUUUGGGUAUUGUGUGGUACUAGGUGAGCUGCAAGUGUCUGCAUGUUUGUCUUGAUUAGUCAAGUUUUUAAGACUUUUCUGCAUUUUUCUUGAAUUUGUAAAUCAAGAAAUUAAAUGUGUUCUCUACUAAAUAC
Molecule: messenger RNA, 1249 nt
Organism: Passer domesticus (house sparrow)
Lineage: Eukaryota; Metazoa; Chordata; Aves; Passeriformes; Passeridae
Product: DPY30 domain-containing protein 1-like
Exons: 7
Coding region: 167-655 (162 amino acids)
Cellular component (GO): Set1C/COMPASS complex
Source: RefSeq, a predicted model, not a curated record